This is a messenger RNA of Cajanus cajan (pigeon pea), 1203 nucleotides long. Its product is annotated as zinc finger CCCH domain-containing protein 14. Gene Ontology annotation, molecular function: mRNA binding; metal ion binding. The record is from RefSeq and is a predicted model, not a curated record. Lineage: Eukaryota; Viridiplantae; Streptophyta; Magnoliopsida; Fabales; Fabaceae.
GGUAAAGACGCUCUUCCUCAGAUACUCUCUCUUCUCUUCUCUUCUCUUCUCUCUUCACAACAUCUAGGGUUAGGGUUAGGGUUAGGGUUAGGGUUUGCCUUAGGCUUAGGGCUUCGCUUCAACUCGACUGUUUUUCGAUCUGUCGUUGCCUUGUUAUGGAUCGCAAGAGGGGCAGGCCUGAAGCUGCCUUCAACGCCAAUGGCGGCGCCAAGAAAUCCCGCCCAGAAACGGACUCCUUUCCAUCUGGUUUAGGAAGCAAAUCGAAGCCAUGCACAAAGUUUUUCAGCACAUCUGGCUGUCCAUUUGGUGAAGGAUGUCAUUUCCUGCAUUAUGUUCCUGGUGGCUUCAAAGCUGUCUCUCAGCUGAUCAAUGUUAGUAGCAAUCCUGCUAUUCCUCAAGGUGGUGGUAGAAAUCCUGUUCCACCAUCCUUCCCAGAUGGGUCGUCUCCUCCAGUUGUUAAAACCCGAUUGUGCAACAAGUUUAAUACAGCUGAAGGUUGCAAAUUUGGUGACAAAUGUCACUUUGCCCAUGGUGAGUGGGAGCUUGGAAGGCCUACGGUCCCAUCAUAUGAAGAUCCCCGUGGCUUGGGACAAAUGCAAAGCAGAAGGGUUGGUGGGCGAAUUGAGCCCCCAAUUCCAGCUCAUGGAGCUGCUGGCGGCUUUGGAGCCUCGGCUACUGCAAAAAUUAGUAUCAAUGCUUCACUAGCUGGAGCUGUCAUUGGAAAAAAUGGUGUCAACUCUAAGCAAAUAUGUCGUGCAACAGGAGCCAAACUUUCCAUAAGGGAUCAUGAUUCAGAUCCUAACCUUAGAAACAUUGAACUUGAAGGCAGUUUUGAUCAGAUCAAACAAGCCAGUGCCAUGGUUCACGAACUUAUUCUAAAUGUCAGUUCUGCAUCUGGGCCUCCAAUGAAAAGCAUUACUACACAGAGUUCUGCUGCCCCGUCAAACAACUUCAAGACUAAGCUAUGUGAAAACUUUGCUAAAGGUUCCUGCACUUUUGGGGAAAGGUGUCACUUCGCACAUGGAGCUGAUGAAUUGCGCAAGCCUGGAAUCUGAUAGAGUUAUAAUUUUUCAUGGUUUUAGUGAGGAUUGAAUUGUGCAAAAUUUUCUACUUUUCAAAUUUUUCAAUCAGUUUCUAAUUUGCCGCGUGAUAACUAAUUGAUUCUUACCUCAGCUUCUAAAAUUUAAUUGCUUUCCGCUAUCA